AUGGGCUGGCUGUGGAACUCAAGUUCCCAAAAGGACACACCAAAAGAGGCGCCUGCGACGGCAACAAGCGUUCCCGAACCAACGCCUCAGAUUGCACCACCACCACCCAAACGACUGUCCCCAGACGAACAAGCCGACCUUGAAUUCAAGCAAAUCCUCGCAGAGCUCCAACAGGCAGAUGCCGAGCUGUCUGGUAACCAAAGACAAGGUCCAGAAUCAUUCAGUGGCUCAACCACCGCACCGGCCAAUCCCGACACCGGCGCACCGCUAGCACAGCCUGCCUCCUCCAUCGCCCCAGAAUCCCUUUACGCGGACAGCAUGUCCUGUCGAACAACCUUCGAUUACGCUUUCUUCUGCCAAUCAUUCGGUGGACAAUUCGUCAAUGUCUAUCGCUACGGCGAACUCCGGUCUUGCAGCGAGCAUUGGGAUAAUUUCUGGCUGUGUAUGAAAACUCGUGGAUGGUCGGACGACUUGCGCAGGAAAGCAAUCCGCGCGCAUAACCAAAAAAAGGCAAUCAAGUACAAGACUGGCCCCAGUAGUGAGGAUGUCUGGGAUGUCCGGCUGGAACCCGCCAAGAAUUCCUUCAAGGGCGAUUUUGCGGCCUUGGAGAAGGAGAUGAAAGCUGAGGAGGAGAUGAAACAAAAUGCUGCUUCAUGA
Penicillium daleae is the source of this 657-nucleotide messenger RNA. RefSeq names its product EMI1 family protein. The transcript has a single exon. The record is from RefSeq and is a predicted model, not a curated record. NCBI's taxonomy places the organism in Eukaryota, Fungi, Ascomycota, Eurotiomycetes, Eurotiales, Aspergillaceae. Bases 1 to 657 code for a protein of 218 amino acids.